Messenger RNA from Xyrauchen texanus (razorback sucker), 5596 nucleotides. RefSeq names its product kinesin family binding protein (gene kifbp). The transcript is spliced from 7 exons. The record is from RefSeq and is a predicted model, not a curated record. Lineage: Eukaryota; Metazoa; Chordata; Actinopteri; Cypriniformes; Catostomidae. Gene Ontology annotation, molecular function: protein binding. The coding region runs from base 205 to 2103 and encodes 632 amino acids.
UUUGACAUAUGCGAUAGCAUUAACAUGUUAUAAAUAAGACUGUAAAACACUUACAUAUUUACAUUCUACAAAACCUGUCUUAAAUAUAUCAGGCAUACUAGGGUGUCCUGGACUAUCUCUGCUCAGGGUCUGAGCUAUCAUGUUGUAAAGCACUACUCAUCACUGACCCCUGCUGGCGAACACUUGUACUAGCUAAAGGAAAAUAUGGCUGCCUACCAGACUGACGAGUGGAGGGCCCUAUGCGAGAAAUUUCGCCAUGCCCAAGAUCUCUCAGAAGUAGAGUCGAGAAAAGACCCUGAGAAUAACCCUUUCCGAUCGAAAUACAAAGCCAGAGAUCUACUGAAGGAAAUCAACUGUUCUUUGAAAAAAACUGAGACCGAAGAGGAGGGAGGAGAGCCUGACAAUGAAGCUGACAGCGAGUCCGCUCUGACGGUGGAUGGAGAAACGGAGAAUGAUGCUGAGAAAGCGUGCGCCGGGGAUUCUCCAACCGGGCUGCGAGCGGCGAGGCUCGCGGUGCUCCAGUACUAUCUCGGUGUAAACCACAUAGAGACCGAGGAGCUGUCCGCCGGCGAGCAGCAUCUCAUGAGCUGCAUGAAACUGAUUGACAAGUGCACAAUAACAAGGGAGAACGUCUCUUUAUUUAUACAGGCCCGGAACCAGCUCGGGAUUUUGUGGGCUGGAAGAGAUGAGAUCGAGAAAGCGCAAGGGUUUUUGGAGAAAGCCGAAUCAAUGUAUUUGCGCUACAUGAAAGAGGAUGGUCAACCACCAAUGGAUCUUCAAGAUUUUUUUGUGGUGGAGGGAGAUGAAUUAUCCCAACAAGAGAAGAUAAGAAGGUUUGAAAUGGCAUAUACUCACACGCUUUAUUACCUGGCUCAAGUGUACAAGAAUCUGGAGCAGUUUGAGAGAGCUGGACAGUACUGUCACAGUACACUACAGAGACAGCUGGAGUACAAGCAGUUUGUACCACUCGAGUGGGCCAUUAAUGCAGCCACACUGUCACAGUACUACAUCACCAAGACGCGAUACAUGGAGGCUCGUCACUGUUUGGCGGCGGCAAGUGUCAUUGCUACUUCUGCUGGAGAAAUCCCCUCAGAAGCAGCUGCCAACGAAAGUGAAGCUGAAUGUGAAAAGCGUGAAGAACUGCUGCAGAAGCAAGCUGAAAUUGCCAGAUGCUGGAUCAAAUAUUGCCUUAAUCUGCUGCAAGAUGCUAAAAUGCUUCUUGAGGAUAAUAUUGGAGAACUAGACUUGGAUCGGCUGGAGGAACUGAAGAGAGCACGUCGGAAUGAAGAGGAAGAAAAAGAGAAGGAAAGAAAGAGUGCCAUCCUUUUUGGUUCAAGUGAAACAUUUGACUCCAUUUCCAAUCUGGAGGAGAAAGUAAUCAGUGUGCUUCCAUUGGACUUUGAUGAAGCCCGUGCCAUCUUCUUGGUGGGUCAAGGCUACGUGGCCCAGGCCAAGGAGUAUUUUGCUAUGGAUGGUCACGUGACAGAUCAUAUUGAGAUCUUGCAGGACCAUAGUGCUCUCUUCAAGGUCCUAGCCUUCUUUGAACAGGAUCUAGAACGGCGCUGUAAGAUGCACAAGCGUCGUGUUGACAUACUGGAACCAAUCUGCAAGGAUUUGAAUGCUCAGUACUAUUUGUUAAUCUGCCGGCAACUGCAGUUUGAACUUGCAGAAACCUAUUAUGAGAUGAUGGACUUGAAGUUGUCUGUGUCCGACAAGCAGGAUCAGCAAGAUGUGCAUACCAUUAAAAAGUUCAACCACUUGUGUUCCUCCUCUAUGAAGUGUUAUCAGAUGUUCCUUGAUUCCAUCCGCUCACCAGAGGGCAAAUUUCCAGAGAAGCUUGAGGAUGAUGUGCUGCGGCCAGCGCUAGUGGCCAAAUUCCAUAUCGCCAGAUUACAGUCCAAGUUUAUCUCCAGUAACCUGGCCGCUCAGUUGGAGAAUCUUACCCUCUCAUUAGAGUGUUACAACUUUGUAGUGCAAUACUGUGAGGAACACCCAGAAGCCAAGAAGGCAGUUGAAACAGAGCUAGAGCUGAGUGAGGAGAUGGUCUCCCUGCUACCUCUGAAGAUCAAUCGAAUUAGAUCCAGAAUGCCCUCCACCAACUAAAUGAUAGGCAAUUGAUAAUUCUGAUGUGUAUUGAGUGUAAUGCCCCUCACAUAAAUAUAAACCACUGACAAAUUUACACUACCCCAUUGUUCCGUCUACCGUCAUUAUCCCAGGAUUAGAUGUAUCUAAUGAGCAUUCACAGGACCACAUUGUAAGAAACUCUUCAUGCUUUGCCUUUAUAACCCUGGGACCAGAAGUCUUUAUGCACUGGUGUAAUUGAAUGAUUUACAAUCACUAAUAUAUUUAAAAUGUGCAAUGUAAAAUGUUUGUCAAAAAUAAAAAGUAAAAUGUUCUUUAAAAUAUGAUGUAUCUUUACUGAGCCUAAGAUGAAUUAAAAUAAAAUAAAAAAUUAACUUUUAGUUUUUCUUAUUGAUUCAAAACAAAAUUCUGAUUAUUUGCUUUAUUUUAACAUUCUUCUUACGCGUGUGUGUGUGUGUGUUUGAGGUGCUCCCUGUCAGCAGUGGCGAGUACCUACCGACUGGGAAGGGACAAACCAGCGACAGGGUGAUUGAUGUCCAAGGCUCAUAAAUGCACGAGGGCAACAAAUCCCAUCUGGUCCGAACCUACAGAAUGUCUACUUUGGUUCAAGUCAAUGAAAAUUUUAAUGAUGGUUAUGGGAGGAAUGUGUCCCAAAACAUAGCACAUUGCACCCUGCUGUGUAUGGGGCUGUGUAGCCGCAGACCGGAAAGAGUUCCCAUGAAGACCCCUAACCACCAUCGAAUGCACCAAAAAUGGGCAUGUGAGUGUUGGAACUGGUCCAAUGAGUCUGGCUUUCUUUUACAUCACUUGUGCACCAUUUACAUGGGGAAGAGAUGACAUCAGGAUGCACUGUGGGAAGAUGACAAGCCGGUGGAGGGAGUGUGAUGCUCUGGGCAAUGUUCUGCUGGGAAACCCUGGGUUUCCAUCCACGUGGACUUCAAUUUGACAGGUGCCAACUACCUAAACAGUGUUGCAAACCAGGUACAUCCCUUCAUUGAAAUAGUAUUCCCUGAUUGCAGUGGCCUCUUUCAGCAAGAUAACGUGCUCUGCCACACUGCACAAAUUGUUCAGAGUUCAAGGUGUUGCCCUGGCCUCCAAAUUCACCAGAUCUCAAUCCAAUUGUGCAUCUAUGGGAUGUGCUGGACCAACAAGUCCGAUCUGUUGCGGCUCCACCUCACAACUUACAGGACUUGAUGGAUCUGCUACUAAUGUCUGGGUGCCAGAUAUCACAGGACACCUUUAAGGGUCUUAUACAGUCCAUGGCUUGGCGGGUCGCCUGAUUUGGUGACAUGUAGAGGAACAACAGCAUAUUAGACAGGUGCUCACAAUGUUUUGGCUCCUUGGUGUAUAUGCACACCCACACAAAAACUGGCAUAGUAGCAGCAAACAUUGUGCAGCCAUAAUCAUUAUAACUAGUUUGGCUGCAUGCAUAGAGGAAAGUACCUACAUUGCCUGUUGUAUUGAUGACAUUUAAUUGAGUUCAUGCAGCUAAAACUGGGACAGCAAGAACAUUUAAGCAGUUAAGGUUGAAGUACAUCUAGCUUCCUUAUGCAAUAAGAAGGUGAUAAUUAUGCUGUGGAACAUGUGUCGCAGAUUAGAGGAAAAUGUACAUUAUGUGCUCUGUUUUCAAAGAGGAAACUGCAACUAACGGUUAUUUUCAACAGACAAUUGAACUAGAAUAUGUAAUGAGGGGUUGACCAACAGAGUAUAAAGCAAACUUAUUGCAAUUUCUUCCUAGAUAUUUAAGUAAUCUCAUGCUGCUGUUUCCCUCUUUCCUAUAUCUCUCUGUUUCACAAAGACCCACAUUUAGAAUAUGAUGCAAAAUAACCACUGAUACAAAAUAAAUACACAGAUAAGUAACUAACUAACAGUUUUACACUGAUGUAAAACUUGGUCUCAACUAGAGUCUGGAAUUUUUGCCUUCCCUGAAUGGUUAGCUGGAGUUUAAACUAGUGUAUUGUAUUCAUGUGUCCUUCACUUUCCCAAAUUGAAAUUCAGAAGACCUGUGUUUGCUGUAAUUUUGUCAAAUAAGAAUACUUUUGGAAAAGGUUAAACCAAAAACACUUUUGUUUUUUGCUUGGGUAUGACAAGAAAUUACAUCAUGGUUUCAUCUCUGAGAAAUAGAAGAGAAAAUACAGAAAGUGCAGCUUUCUGAAGGCAAUAGGAUUUAGUAAAUGUUUUAGGUCUUUUUAAAGAAGAACAUUUAUAUGUGCGAACUAACCCAGUGGAAGCUGUACCAAGCCAAAAUUACAAACUGCUUUGUCUUGUGAAAUAGCAUCUCAUCAUUAUAUUUGAAAUAUCAGUGAAAAAAUUCUGUGGCUGUGUGCUUGUGAUAUUCUCUUAGUCAUCUUCAGUCUGAGAGACAAACAAUCACAGAUCCUGUAGUUCACCAAGAGUUAAGUAUAUCGUUUGACUGACAACAAACUCGAACAUUAUUCCAUGUCAAUGCCGUUGAAAAUGUGAAGGUUGUUUUGAAACAUAUCUUCUGCGUUCAUAAAUGUAUAUUUGAGUUUUGAUCUGGGACUCUCCUUUAUAAUAUGAAUCUGAUUUCAGGUUAUUGUCAUACAUUCCAUUUUCCAUUAACUAGAACUUAAGUAACUUCCGCCAUUUAUGACGGACUUUGUCUGCAAGUGCUAGAUCAAUGCGCCAUGAAGUCCUAAAUAUAUAUAUAAUAAUAAUUUGUGUUCUUAAAUUAUUUUUUGAUCUGUCUGACUGCUGUAUGGACAAAAUAGACAUUUAAACAGAUAUUUUUGAAAUGCCACAGGAGACACCACUGUAAUAAAACAAUCUUUUUAUAGAAGAAUUUCCCACGCGUUCCUUUAGCUUAUGCAUACAAUGGAACAUUCCUCUCUGUCUUGCCAUACUGUGUACUAAUAAAAGGAGAAAACCUUGUCAUUUCCUCUGUGAGUAAAACCACUUCCGGCAAAAUAUGACAGCUUUGUAUCAGCUUAAACUGUGUUGAUCUUUUCAUAUUAAAGUGUAUAGGCCAUGCACAACACUGCUCCACUACAUUACCUUUCACAAAUCAAGUACAAGUUUUUAAGUACAAGUAAAUAUUUCCAUCCAUGUCACAAAAGACAAAAAUAAUAUUUGCUAGAUAUGUCAUGUCUUACAAAUGGCCUAUGUGUGUUAAAGCACCUUUUAAGUAUAUAAUAUAAAAAAGUCCAGUCUUUUGAGGCAAUGUACAGCUCUCCAAAUGACUUUUCUGUAGGCUACUGACUAAGCCAAGAUCUGAUCAUGUGUGAGGUCUCACAACAAAAACAAAGAAUACAAUGGGUAACUUGUUCAUUUAGAAAUAUUUUAAAUUUUGAGGGGGUACAGUGUAUUUUUAUUGUAUACAGUCUUCUCAUUUUGUGUAUACUGUAUAUUGUAUAUUAAACUGUGUUGUGUAACAAGAUGUGUAAACUGUAUUAUGUGUAAAUCAGAUGUUUAAUGUAAUUGUCAUACUGCUAUAUUGCUUGGAGCACCCAAGACUUUCACCCACUGUUGCACUUGUGUAAAUGGUUGAGUGACA